Molecule: messenger RNA, 1737 nt
Organism: Funneliformis caledonium
Lineage: Eukaryota; Fungi; Glomeromycota; Glomeromycetes; Glomerales; Glomeraceae
Source: the annotation of a GenBank genome assembly
AUGACUGCAACAUUGAGAUCGACAAAGCAUUUACAGUUCGUGUCGCCUAAUUUUGAAGACGUACAUUUUUAUUUUAAAAAUGUCGAAGCUCAAAAUUGGCGACUCAAACAUUAUUUACAUUAUCGUUUGAAACAAGAUAAGUCAAUCCUAUCCUGGAUGAAAGUCUAUGAUGACUGGAAGAAGUCGCUCAAUGUUAUUAUAAAGAACGGUACUAAAAAAAUUCCGGGUAGUGUGCGUACUUUCUGUGCUGAUCUACUGGAUAUUGACGAAACCUUCGAAGGGUCGGUCGUCUUGCAAAGCUGUAAAGAUAUAUAUGAAGAUUUCUACGAUCAGAACCUUGAGAUACAAAUCUCCGAUAGAGUUCAAGAACUAGAGAAAAGCUUAUUCUCUUCUCAAAAGAUAUCAAAUCAUUUUCGAAAAAUAACAAGAGGGAAAAAGCGAUCGCACAAUGACAACGAUAAAGAAGUAUGGCAAAAACGUAGUCGACAAAAUCAUAUUGUUAAUGGUCAAGACAGCGAAGAUAGCGAAAGAAUAGAAUCCAGCGAUGACGAGUCAGAUCUUGAAAAUAAAAAUGUAAUUGAAGAUAUUGAAGAGCAGAUCGAGUAUCCUGAUGAAAAAAGCCCGAUGGAUGUUUGGAAGUUACCUUCUGGUAUAACUGUUGCUGAAGCAAUUCAUGGUCCUACCAUUCUUCACAAAUCUCACCCAUCUAACCUGGGAAUUAUACGCGUUGGAGCAAAUGUUCGACAACCUGAAUGGAUUCAGAAAAAUGAUUGGAGAUACUUACAAGCAAGCAUUGAAUAUCCUGAAUGUCCUCUAUCCACUGAUGUGAUUGAUCUCUUCGAUACUCUGCUUGGAACGGACUCGCUGACGGAAUAUACAGAAGUUCUUUAUGAUAAAAAAUUCAACUUCAGGGAAAACAAGCAAUUGGUAUUUGUCAUUGAUGUACUUCUAUGGUUUUCGAAAACAGUGUUCAAUCCUACCAGUGCUUUUCAUAACCCCGUUCACAGGAGUCAGUUCUGGGUUCCCUCCUGGUUCAUCCUAUCCUACAGUAUCUUGCCAAUGCAAGUGAUCAUGGUGUCAUUUAUAUACCGUAGAGGAGAGGCUUAUCUUCAGGCAAGUGCAAACCAGCGCUUAAUCCGACGUGAUCUUAAACCAGAAGAUGAUAAGCCAUUGGGUCUCAAAGUCGAUGGGAUUUUUCAGUCAUCUGAUAUUGAAUUUGGAAUGGUUGAGUUGUCUGGUGGACAUUUAACUUGUGAUUUGCCCCGAUAUUUAAAGGAUCAUGUUCGUGGAUUCUGGGGUCAACGUGAUCUUCUUAAUGAUGCAGCUGCAAAAUUUGCGUGUGGCGAUUUUAAGAUAAUGAGACAAUUACGCACAUGGUUUCUUCAUGUUCAUGGACAAGAUGUUCAAGUAUGGGGGAUGGACCUACCUGUUAAAAAUGUUUACCGAAUGUUUCUACUUGGUGCAUUUCGACUUCCAAUUAGUUGGGAGAAUCACCACGAACUUCUGAGUGCGAUACCAAUCUUGUGGAAUCUAGGGAGGGGUCUGGAUAAUACUAUCAAAAUUCUUGAGGAGUUGAAGAAAUCAAAUCGCCGCCAUUCAAUUUCACGCUCUCAAGUUUUAAAAUUGAAAAGCUAUAUUGGUGACACCAAGACAUGCUCACCAAAACGACCUAAGGGUAAAAAAGCACGCAGUAUCAAUCCAUUAAAGUAUAAUGAACCGUCUUCACCUGGAUAUUGA